AUCAACUGAUAAACAGUUUUGCAGGUUAGAAAAUUUGAAUAGGAACAUGCUAAAAAACAAAAAGUGGCAAAUUCAAAAGAUAGAUUAAGAAAUCAAAGAUGCUCCCAUUAUCAAUUUCAUCUCCUUUACUCUCCUAAAAACUUCAUUGAACCACCAAACACACUUCAUAAAUCAUAAUUACAUGCCACCAUUUCCUAAUUAUGUUGCUAAUUCACAUUAUUAUUAACUCUUUUGCUUAAUUUUUACUCUUUCUUCAAAAUCAUUCCUUUUCAUACUUCAAUCUUAGCACAGUACCCCAGUUCAAAUCUUCAACUAAAGCUUGUAUUUAAGCAAUACCCAAGAAAUGGUAAAAGGGUCAAGCUCAAAAGCCAUGGAUAAGUCUAAAAAGCAAAAGGGCACAAGUUCGAACCCUACCAACGACGUAAAAAUUGAGACAUUUGUUCCAAAGAGAGAUCAUGACCCAAGAGAUUUAAGAUCUUGGGCUAAAAGAACUGGGUUUGUCUCACUUUUCUCUGGUGAAUCAACUGCUUCAACUUCAAAUACUAGGAAUAAUUUAAGGAAUGAAAGAGUUGGGAAUGAUUCCAUUGAGGAGAGAGAAAAUGAUGGUAAUAGAAAAAGAGGGGAAACAGAUGCUGAAAUUCAGCCACUUGGUAAUGGAAUCCAAAGGAAUAGGAAUGGGAAUGGGAAUGAGGAAAGGAGGGAAUUCAAUGAGAAUACAGAUGUUUUGGGGUCUAUAAAUGAGGAAAGGAGAGUUGGGGUGGAUGAGAAUGGUAAUAAUGGAGGUGGGAAUGAAUUUCAUGAAGGUCAAAAUAUGGAGUUUAAUGGUGAAAAUGAAGGGGGUUUGUAUGGGAAGUCCCCUAAUUUAGAAGACCCAAUUUUGAGAAGACAGCCUAAGGUUUUUAAAGUUAAAAGUGGGAUUUUGGAUAAUCCUGGUUUUGUUCCAGUAAUCUAUUAUGGUUUCCAGCAUUAUUUCUCAAUUGCUGGUUCACUUGUUUUAAUACCUCUUAUAAUGGUACCAGCAAUGGGCGGAACUGAUAAAGAUACAGCAAAUGUAGUGUCCACAGUGUUGCUGGUGUCUGGCAUCACAACGCUGCUGCAUUCAUUCCUUGGGACUCGUCUUCCUUUGGUACAGGGAGGCUCAUUUGUAUAUUUGGCUCCAGCACUAGUUAUUAUGAACUCUGAGGAGUUUCGCAAUCUUACACAGCAUAAAUUCAGGUACAUAAUGAGAGAACUACAAGGGGCUAUUAUGAUUGGGUCACUUUUUCAGUGCAUGUUGGGAUUUAGUGGUCUUAUGUCUUUGCUAUUAAGGUUGAUUAACCCGGUUGUGGUUGCACCAACAAUGGCCGCUGUAGGUUUAGCAUUUUUCAGCUACGGGUUUCCUCAAGCUGGCAGUUGUGUUGAAAUAAGCAUACCCCUAAUAGUGUUGCUUCUUUUCUUUACCUUGUACAUUCGGGGAGUAUUUAUAUCAGGCCAUCGAAUUUUCCAAAUUUAUGCGGUGCCGCUUAGUAUUAUGAUUGUAUGGACAUAUGCUCUCUUUCUGACAGUUGGGGGAGCCUAUAACUUCAAGGGUUGCAGCCCCAACAUCCCAAGUUCGAACAUACUGGUUGAUGCAUGCAUAAAGCACGCAUAUACCAUGAAGCACUGCCGUACAGAUGUUUCAGAUGCAUGGAGUACUUCUGCUUGGGUCCGGAUUCCAUACCCAUUGCAAUGGGGCAUCCCUAUCUUCCGCUUCAGGACCUCUAUAAUUAUGAUCAUCGUAUCACUCGUUUCAUCAGUAGAUUCGGUUGCAACAUAUUAUUCUGCAUCAUUAAAAGUCAAUUCAAAGCCUCCAACCCCAGGAAUUGUGACUAGGGGAAUUGGGAUGGAAGGUUUUUGCAGUUUACUGGCUGGACUAUGGGGUACCGGAACUGGAUCAACAACUUUAACUGAGAAUGUGCAUACAAUCAGCAUAACUGAGGUAGCAAAUCGAAAGGGUGUACAGCUUGGUGCUGUUCUUUUAAUUUUGUUAUCUUUUAUAGGAAAAGUAGGUGGUAUCCUUGCUUCCAUUCCACUAGCACUUGCUGCAUCUGUGUUGUGCUUCAUUUGGGCCCUCACUGUAGCUCUCGGUCUCCUAAAUUUGCAAUUUACUCAAGCAUCUAGUGUCCGAAACAUGGGAAUAGUCGGUGUUUCCUUGUUUCUUGGAUUGUCCAUCCCUGCAUACUUCCAGCAAUUUCAACCUGAGAUAAACCUGAUUCUUCCCAGUUAUCUAAUUCCAUAUGCAGCAGCAUCAAACGGGCCAAUUCACACUGGCAAUAAACAAUUUGAUUUUGCCAUGAAUGCUCUCUUGUCUAUGAACAUGGUGGUGAGCUUCUUGAUUGCUUUUGUUCUAGACAACACCGUUCCUGGCACCAAGCAAGAACGAGGGGUAUAUAAGUGGUCAACUUCUGAAGAUUUGGCAACAGAUGCUUCUUCCCAAGCCAGUUACAAGUUUCCUAGUGGAGUUAGUCGUGCUUGUUGCUGGGCAAAGUGUCUAGGUGUAUAACCUCAGCAGUUGGUUCGUGCUGCUUCUUUGGGCUUUUGCUUCUUUUUGGCCGUCUCUUGAACUUUUGGGUCUCGUGGUAUGGCUCAACUGGGUGAAGGGUUUCCUACAAUUAAUUCACCCGAUUUUGGGAUUAUUGAUCUAGAGCUUAAAUAGAGUUAAGGAAAUUGCACAAGCAUACUAGUUCAUUAUAGGAAACAAAUGAAAAGUCUAUGUAUUGACAUAAUAUAAAGUGUAUGUCACAUGCCUUGCAAGUUACAAGAGUAGAGUGUGAAGUAGGAAGUGUGAAUUAAUUUAAAGAGAAAGUUGAGUUUAUUCAGCAAGAUUGUAACUCAGAAAUCAAUGAAAAA
Chenopodium quinoa (quinoa) is the source of this 2868-nucleotide messenger RNA. Its product is annotated as nucleobase-ascorbate transporter 11-like. Gene Ontology annotation, cellular component: plasma membrane. Bases 344 to 2521 code for a protein of 725 amino acids. The record is from RefSeq and is a predicted model, not a curated record. NCBI's taxonomy places the organism in Eukaryota, Viridiplantae, Streptophyta, Magnoliopsida, Caryophyllales, Amaranthaceae. The transcript has 10 exons. Gene Ontology annotation, molecular function: transmembrane transporter activity. Gene Ontology annotation, biological process: transmembrane transport.